This is a messenger RNA of Danio aesculapii, 1537 nucleotides long. It is a transcript of the gene lrrc71, whose product is annotated as leucine rich repeat containing 71. Gene Ontology annotation, molecular function: protein binding. The coding region runs from base 65 to 1522 and encodes 485 amino acids. The transcript has 14 exons. Lineage: Eukaryota; Metazoa; Chordata; Actinopteri; Cypriniformes; Danionidae. The record is from RefSeq and is a predicted model, not a curated record.
UCUGGUUUUAGUUUUAAAACCAAAGUGAACCUAACCCAUACUAAAAUAGUUCCCCACAUUAAAGAUGAGAAAGCGAGUUGAGAAGCCCUCAAAAGAGAAAGUGGACAGGGUCGAUUCUGCAAUUGAGGAGGAACCUAAACGUAAAACUGCAGAUGACUACCAGUGUUCAGGACAUCUACAGCUGGACUUCACCGAACUGUGUAAGCUCAUGGGAGUGAAAGAGAUCCCUUCUGUCAAGCUGAAGCGGCCAAGGAUUCUGGAAAGCAGAAUGACAAAAUGGUCCCCUGGGCGCUGCCUUCAGAUAGAGCUGGAGAAAGAAGAGCACAACAACGUGAAGGAAGUCAAGAUAUCUGGAUGGACAGUGGAUGAACUGAUGCUACGGGUGCUGAGCAAGUUAUUGCCAUCUCUCAGUAAUUUACAGUGCUUGCGCAUGUGGUGUAUAGGUCUGACAGAUCGCACUUUCACCUCUAUGAAAAACACAGUGUCUUUGUGCUCAAAUCUCAGGAAAGUGGUUUUGGAAGGCAACCCACUCCCUGAGCAGAGUUACCAUUUACUCCUAGGGGAGGACAGCAUGCUGACGGACUUAUCAUUACGAAACAAUCGUAUCGGAGAGGAAGGAGCUCGUCUGAUUGGCUCAGCUCUCUCUAACACACACUCUGCCAACAAAAACCUCCUAUCACUCAACCUGGCCUAUAAUAGCAUUGGUGAUGCAGGUGCCCUUCAUAUUGCUCAGGGUCUGCGUUUAAAUCGUUCCCUGCUAUGUUUGUCAUUAUCCUACAACCACAUAGGAGAUAAUGGAGCAGCUCGUUUGGCUGAGGUUCUUGGCCCAUUUGCUCUGACUCAUGAAGAGAUCGUUGAGAGGAGGAAGCUUUUAAUUAAAGGCGACCAAUCAGAGAUGGUCCAGUCGUCUCUGGUUAGUCUUGCAGACUCACAUGAGCAGGCCCUUUCUGUCCCCAGCAACUCUUCACUGGAUCAGAUCAGCAAGAGUGCAAAACACACCACCAAAAAAAAGGACACUCCUAGGAAAGAGGAGAAACCAGCGCAAAGUCCAGCAGCAAAGAAAGAGGAGGGAAAAGUGGCCAAGAAAGAUAAUAAAGCGUCUCGUAGUCAGACUGGAAAAGUAGGAGGCAAAGACAAGAAUCUGCCAGUAUCUGAGCAAGAGGGAACAUCUUCAAGUCAGGCUGUGGAGGUGACAGUUGACACAGUGAUUCCUCUAUUGGAUCCUGGAAUUGUGCACACUGGCGGAAAAGUCAUUCAUCCUGGAAACACAUGCCUUACAUCUUUAAAUCUUUCAGGAAAUGAACUAACCGAGCAAUCACUCAAGGUGUUUCUCUUAUCUCUGGAGAGCCAAUGUGAAGGUGGACUCCUGCGGCUUUCUCUGAGCAAGAAUCAUUUUCCCUCAGAUUGUGAGACCUUCCUGAAGAUACAGGAAAUGAUGUCUCACAAGCAUCCUCUAAGCAAAAACAGCUCUAGUCAGGUGGAGGACGAAUAUGGUGAAGCCAAGACCAUAAGCCCAGCCUAACAGUGUAACUUACAA